Molecule: messenger RNA, 489 nt
Organism: Tinamus guttatus (white-throated tinamou)
Lineage: Eukaryota; Metazoa; Chordata; Aves; Tinamiformes; Tinamidae
Source: RefSeq, a predicted model, not a curated record
GACGUCGCCUACGAGGAGCGCGCGUGCGAGGGAGGCACGUUCGCCACCGUGGAGGUCACCGGGAAGCCCUUCGAUGAGGCCUCCAAGGAAGCGGCCGUCAAGCUCCUCAAAUACGUCGGAGGCAGCAAUGACAAGGGAGUUGGUAUGGGCAUGACUGCCCCUGUUUCCAUCACUGCUUUUCCUGAAGAUGACUCCUUACAGCAGAAAGUGAAGGUAUCUCUGAGGAUCCCCAGUCAGUUUCAAGACAACCCUCCCCAUCCUAGUGAUGACAGCAUUAAGAUUGAAGAGAGACAGGAGAUGACCAUUUAUUCCACGCAGUUUGGUGGCUAUGCCAAAGAGGCGGAUUAUGUGAAUUAUGCUGCCAAGCUGAAGACGGCUCUGGGGACCGAAGCCGUGUACCGCAAGGAUUUCUACUUCUGCAACGGCUACGACCCCCCGAUGAAGCCUUAUGGGCGACGCAAUGAGGUCUGGUUUGUGAAGGAGUGAGCA